AUGUGGGCAGAUACACUAGCCAUUGUUGAAGCCUACGACAGCAAUGGUAAUAAAAUAUCUCGGGAUUCUUCAAGUGCUCAUAAAGGUUUUCAUCUUAUGAUACCCAAUGAUUAUGAUGGUUACAAACUUAUCUUCACUGUUGUCAGUUCAUAUGAAGAUUGGAAAGAGUAUGGACCAUUCACAAAUAGCAAAGAUAUUGAAUGGGUAAUUUCUGGUAGUGUAGGUGAUUGGGAUAUAACCA
This is a messenger RNA of Dentiscutata erythropus, 241 nucleotides long. Lineage: Eukaryota; Fungi; Glomeromycota; Glomeromycetes; Diversisporales; Gigasporaceae. The record is from the annotation of a GenBank genome assembly.